Molecule: messenger RNA, 2358 nt
Organism: Parnassius mnemosyne (clouded apollo)
Lineage: Eukaryota; Metazoa; Arthropoda; Insecta; Lepidoptera; Papilionidae
Source: the annotation of a GenBank genome assembly
AUGAAUAGUGUAAGUUUACCUGACGAUUGCGCUAAACAGUGGGAAAUAUUACUAUUGUUAUUGUCAUCGGAAGAAAAAAAAAUCGAUCGCACUAGUGAAAAUGAAAUUGACACUAUGAGUUACUUCUGCAAAAAUGAAGGCGUAAGGAAAAUCAUGCUUCAGUGGUUGCGACAAAUGAAAGCUUCUUAUGGCAAAAAGACAAGUGAAUUGGAUACAGCUCUGAAAUGUGAUGAAGUGUCAUUAUUAUGGCGGCAAAAAGGCAACGACAAAUUUAGAGCUAAUUUGGUUGAAGAGAGUUAUAGAUGUUAUUCUAAGAGUGUAGUUUAUGCUAAUCAUAAUGGACCAAUGUACUGUUUGGCUUUAGCUAACAGGUCGGCGUCACUGUUGAGGAUGAAGCGGUUUCAGGAAUGCCUAUCGGACAUCGCAAUGGCUAUCGAGAGCGGUUACCCGACGGAGCAGCGACACAAGUUGCUGUUACGUCGAGUUGACUGUCACAUAGAGCUUGGCCAACGUUCCGACGCGCGCUCUGCACUCGCUGCCGCCACACAAUACGCCAACACGCUCAAUCUAUCAGCCACACAAGCUUUGGAAUUCGAGAAACAUGUGAAAAUAUAUGAAAAGAAACUGGAAAGUCCUGAUUUAAUAGACAAGCGAGAGGACGAAGUGCAAUUACCUGAAUGUUACGAUGGGCCCAAUUUGGACUUUAAUGCCGCGUCGAGCGCUAUUGAGUUAAGGCGAAACGAAACUGCCGGUCGAUACGUGGUCACUAAGCGAAGCGUCCGGCGCGGUGACGUUUUGUUCUCUGAGGAACCCUACGCAUGGGUCACAUUGCCUUCCAAUGAUCCAGCUUGUGAAAUGUGCUGUCGAGCCGAUAUAAACCCAGUGCCUUGCAGCCGAUGUUCCCGCAGCGUGUACUGCGGGGCGCGGUGCCGCGCGCGCGCCUCUCUCGCCUUCCACCGCUGGGAGUGUGCCGGGGCCCAGUGUGAACUCUUCCCCACAAUAGGCAUUGCACAUCUAGCUUUAAGAGUAUUAUUACUAAGUGCCAGCGAAGGUUUCCCAGCAGUUCCCGGGCCUACACCGGAGCCCACGACUGCCGCGGAGUUGUUCCGGGGCUAUGCCCAAGUCGACAAUAUACAGAUAUAUAAACAGGAAUCUCCACCAUUUUAUAGGAUGUUUAAUUUGGUCACUAACUUCGAUAAGAUGAACAACAACGAUUAUAUACAGUACGCCUUGACAGCAACAAUGCUAACUAUCUACCUCGAACACUUUACUACAUUUUUUGAGUACCUGCCCAGUAAAGUUCCGUACAGACUGUCGAGCAGUCAGUUGCAGUUAUUCGCUGCUGCGGUUAUAUUGCGCAGCCUCGGUCAGUUGGUGUGUAAUGGACACGCUGCUUUAAGUUUAUCAACGAUUGAAGAAGACGAUGGGAUGAACGGCCGUACAAUAACUGAACGAGAAGUAAGAAGAGCUACUGCUAUUUAUCCGUCUGCAGCCAUGAUGAAUCACUCCUGCGACCCUAACAUCAUAAAUACUUUCCAUAAUAGCCGUCUGAUAGUGCGAUGUGCGAGUGAAUUGUCGGUCGGGGCAGAGGUGUUUAACUGCUACGGGCCACACCGCGCCCGCGAGCCUACUCCACGCCGCAAGGCGCAACUUCGCGCCCAAUACAUGUUCACGUGCACGUGUACAGCGUGUCGCGUCACCGACCGGAGAGACUUUGUGCUGUUGUUCUCGGCAUACGUGUGCCAAUCGUGCAAGAGUCCUGUGAUAUUCAGCGGGAAACGUGCGCAAUGCCAACACUGUUCCUCGGAGUUCCACUUGGAUCGGGCCGUCUCUAUUAUCGACCGUGCUGAGGACCUGGCUUUGCAAGCGGAACGAGCGACAAAUAUCGAGGAAAGAUGCGAGAAGAUGCAAGCAUCUUACAAAAUGAAGCAGCAAGUCUGGCAUCGGCAUCACUUCUCGCUGCGCGCCGCGGCCGACCGACUUGCGAGAGUUUACGCUGACAUCGGUGACUUCAAUAGGAGUAUAGAACUAAUUAAGCAGAACGUGCAGUGCCUUGAGUAUCAGUUCGGUUCUUUCAGUGUAGAGGUGGCGCAUGAAAUGCGGAAACUGUCCGAUGUUAUGUUGGAGAGGAUACUCAAGCUGCCGGGACACCCCGACUAUAGGGAUUGGUGUCUAGAAGCACACAAGAUAAUCAAGAAAGCAGCACAGUUAAUGGAUCUCAAUUACGGCUCAUGGGAAGUUCUCGUCAAAAGACUAAAGGAACAAGAAAACUUCGUCGCCUCUCUAUUGGCCGAAAGCCGAACACCAGAGACAGCGGACUGCGUUCACCACAACUUUCAUUAUAACCUUAAAAUUUGA